CAACACUACAAAUCUAUUACAUUUAUUGAGCAAGUGUUGUGGUUAGGACUAGUGAAAAGACUUAGCAAUGAAUUCUCGACAUCUGCUGUCUGGAUGCAGACGUGUGUUGGCCGCCAAACUUCAAUUCCCCCUCAACACUCAAACACGAUCCUUGAACCUCCAUGAGCAUUAUUCAUUGGGACUUUUAGAUGAGGAAGGUGUACCUGUACCACGUGGAGCUGUCGCUAGCUCACCUGCUCAAGUUAGAUCUGUCAUUGACGGAUAUGGUUUGACAGAUGCUGUGUUAAAAGCUCAAGUUUUGGCUGGUGGUCGUGGCAAAGGCCACUUCUCUUCUGGUCUCAAAGGAGGAGUUCAGAUCUGCUACAGUAUCGAAGAGGCAGUCAAGACAUCCGAGGAAAUGUUAGGACACACUUUGUUCACAAAACAUACUGGUGAACAAGGAAGACCGUGUAAUGAUGUCAUGGUCUGUGAGAGAGUUUACUGCAGGAAAGAGUUCUACUUCGCCAUAGUCAUGGACCGUGAUACUAACGGCCCCUGUAUGAUAGUCAGUACCGAGGGGGGAAUGAACAUCGAAGACGUCGCUAGAGACAAUCCUGACGCUAUAAUUAGAGUACCCGUGGAUAUUAAUAACGGAAUAUCAGACGCAGAAACUAGCCAAGUGGCGGACGCACUGGGCCUCAGCGGCGAACAGAGAGACCAAUGUAAAUUCGCAGUGGAGAGACUUUAUAAUCUGUUUGUUAAGUACGAUGGAACACUUCUGGAGAUUAACCCUCUGGCUGAACUGACUGAUGGUCGAGUUCUCUGCUUGGAUUGCAAGAUUAACUUUAACCUCUCUCCUAUAGACUCUCUCAUUAACUUUGACGAUAACGCUGAGUACCGACACCCUGAACUUUUCAAGAAGCGAGACUGGACCCAGGAGGACCAGAGGAUGUUGAGGCAAACAUAA
Molecule: messenger RNA, 946 nt
Organism: Bolinopsis microptera
Lineage: Eukaryota; Metazoa; Ctenophora; Tentaculata; Lobata; Bolinopsidae
Product: succinate--CoA ligase [ADP-forming] subunit beta, mitochondrial-like
Exons: 10
Coding region: 68-946 (292 amino acids)
Biological process (GO): succinyl-CoA metabolic process; tricarboxylic acid cycle
Cellular component (GO): mitochondrion; succinate-CoA ligase complex
Molecular function (GO): succinate-CoA ligase (ADP-forming) activity; ATP binding
Source: RefSeq, a predicted model, not a curated record